Molecule: messenger RNA, 1561 nt
Organism: Habropoda laboriosa
Lineage: Eukaryota; Metazoa; Arthropoda; Insecta; Hymenoptera; Apidae
Gene: Blop
Product: opsin, blue-sensitive
Exons: 8
Coding region: 154-1293 (379 amino acids)
Biological process (GO): G protein-coupled receptor signaling pathway; visual perception
Cellular component (GO): membrane
Molecular function (GO): G protein-coupled receptor activity
Source: RefSeq, a predicted model, not a curated record
UAUUGUUAUACUCCCCCUUCCUUUUGCGUUGUUCGAUCCAACCGUAAAGGAAGAUAUCCGUUGAUCGUCGAGCUACUCUGCUAACCGCUGAUUAAUUUCCAAAGCAACCACCAAUCCCGUGUAUCGAGCGUCAAGUAUUCGAGUCGUGCCGGGAUGUUAUUACGCAACGAGACUCUCGUCCACGGUCCAUUGGCUUUUAUCGGCGAGGGAAUGGGGUAUGUCCCGGCGAUGCGUGAAAGAUUCCUGGGAUGGAACGUCCCGCCGGAACAUUCCGAGCUCGUACAUCCCCACUGGAGAGGGUUCCUUGCACCUGGAAAAUACUGGCACAUUGGACUAGCGCUCAUCUAUACCAUGCUGCUAGUCAUGUCCGUCGUAGGGAAUUGUUGCGUCGUAUGGAUAUUUAGCACAUCAAAAUCGCUGAGAACAGCUUCCAACAUGUUCAUCGUUAGCCUGGCGAUAUUCGACAUAAUAAUGUCUAUCGAAAUGCCAAUGUUUGUAAUGAACAGUUUUUUGGAACGUAUGGUCGGCUUUCAAAUUGGAUGCGAUAUCUACGCGCUGUUCGGAUCUGUUUCUGGCAUGGGACAAGCCAUUACGAACGCUGCCAUCGCGUUCGAUCGAUACAGGACAAUUUCCUGUCCGAUCGAUGGACGACUCAACUCGAAACAAGCCGCGGUAAUCAUCGCGAUCACGUGGUUCUGGGUAGCACCGUUCUCUAUUUUACCGCUACUGAGAGUCUGGGGUCGAUACACUUCCGAGGGCUUUAUAACUACUUGCUCGUUCGAUUAUCUAACGGAGGAUCAAGACACCAAGGUCUUCGUCGUGGCUAUCUUCGUAUGGUCCUACGUGAUCCCCUUGUCGUUUAUCGUCUACUUUUACUCUCAAUUACUCCAGUCUAUUCGCAAUCACGAGAAAAUGCUACGCGAGCAGGCCAAGAAAAUGAACGUGAAAUCGUUGGUGUCGAAUCAGGACAAAGAAAGGAGCGUCGAACUGCGAAUUGCCAAAGUGGCGUUCACCAUCUUUUUCCUGUUUCUACUAGCAUGGACACCGUACGCAACUGUCGCUUUAAUAGGGGCAUUCGGCAAUCGGGAACUGUUGACGCCUGUAGCUACGAUGUUGCCUGCUCUGUUUGCAAAAACAGUGUCUUGCAUCGACCCGUGGAUUUACGCGAUCAAUCAUCCGAGAUACCGACAAGAGUUGCAAAAGAGGUGUAAAUGGAUGGGCAUUCGCGAGCCAGAACCGACUCACGACACAGCGUCCGCCCAGACUGAGAAGAUUAAAACUGACGACGCAUAAAUCGAGCUACUUCAACUACGAACCACGACGCGCUUACGGGUAUGAUCGUUUAAUUCGAGUAUUCGAUCGAGACCACACUUCAUCGAGCCACCACAAGUGUGAUCUCGAUCUCACGUCUUUGGUUUUUACUUUCGAUUUACGUAUCAGCACGUACAGUCUGAGAUUCUUCUACCAAACUAUGCACGCCGGAUUGUUAAACGCGAUCGUAACGGUCUGUACACCGCUAUUGCAGAUUGUACUCUCAUUGAAGUAUUAAUAAAGGUAAUUA